Molecule: messenger RNA, 4278 nt
Organism: Trypanosoma conorhini
Lineage: Eukaryota; Euglenozoa; Kinetoplastea; Trypanosomatida; Trypanosomatidae
Product: adenosine monophosphate deaminase-like protein
Exons: 1
Coding region: 1-4278 (1425 amino acids)
Biological process (GO): AMP metabolic process; IMP salvage
Cellular component (GO): cytosol
Molecular function (GO): AMP deaminase activity
Source: RefSeq, a predicted model, not a curated record
AUGAGUGUUCUUCCCGAUUCUGGCAGCGAGUCUGACGGGGAUGAUUAUCCUCGGCAGGCUGCCGCGGAGGGGACUCAGCGGUUAGCGCGGCACAAAAUUACCAUAAGUCAUGGCAACGCCCCGUUUCUAAAGUGUCAGCUGCAGGAAUCCCACAUGUUCAAAGUUGUUAUAGACGGCGAUGACGGUGGGGUGGACAUGCGUAAGGUGCACGAGCGCAUCGAAGCCGCCUUGCGUAUGCGACCACGCUACAAGAAAAUGAACGAACGCAUCCAGAUGCCCCCGCUCGCGUCUCGUAUCAGGAUUUCGCAGGAGAAUGGCGUCUACAAGGUCUCCAACCAUAAUGUUUUGCCCAUGUACUCAAUGCAGUCGUGGUCCACCUUCGCGUCGGAUGUGCAGCAUCUGCGGCUGACAGUUGGGAACACCGCCUGCAUUAAGGCCUGUUCACAUCGACUCAACAUUAUGCAGGAACGGUCCAGAAUGUUCUUUCUUCUUAACGCUGACAUUGAAGAGAAGCAGAAUUUUCGCAGGGCAGGAGGGGUUUUCUCCAAGGCCACAAAAGUGGACAAUUCGGUGUUGCUAUCACGUUGUACAGACGCACAGGAGCUUCUCGAUUUCAUCCUGGAUUGGUACGGCCGCUACCCCGAUGCCCCACUGCGUCUCCGCAACGGCACCAACUCGACACUUCGUGAAUUGUUUGAGGCAAAUGGGGUACGUGAUCCAACACUUUUGACAGUGGAGGGGCUGGGCUGGCAACCGAGACCCGGCAGCGUGGAGAACGCCGAUUUUUCCCUUGAUUCAGAUCCCUUUAGCACCGAACUGCGAUAUAGCUUCCUUCACCUACGCGGGUCUUGUGCCCCGCGCUUCUUACAGAAGCGGCUUCAGAGAGCUGAACAGCAAGUACGCUACAUUCAGGCCACAGAGCAUUCUAUUCCACUGUAUGCCACCUACCCUCACGAGCUACUAGACAUUGCCACCAUUCUGAAUAAGCAUAACGUUGGCCCCUUCAGACGCAAUAUGUGGAUUUUGCAGGUUUGCUUUAUGCACAAUCCCCCAGCUGGAGUAAAUUAUCCAGUGUACUGCAAGAACAUCCAGGAUCAACUUGAUUUUCUCUUUUUGCCGUUGUUCAAAGCGACCUUGAAUCCCACCGCAACAAAGUAUGCCCCGCUUGCCUGGUUUCUUAAACAAGUUGGUGGUUUUGUGAUCAGGACCCCGGCAAAUACCUUGCAGGCAGACUUUGAUGAAAAAAGUCCCGUUCCUAGUGAGGUGUCAUACGGUACAAAACUCAAUGAAAUUUACUACAUUUAUUACAUGCAUGCCAAUCUAACGGUUUUGAACAGCUUGCGGAAACGUCAAGGCUUAAAUACAUUUCAGUUGCGUUGCAGUGGAGGAAAUCGAAAUUCCAUGGAGAGUCUUCUUGCCGGGUACCUACUGGGCGACGUCAUUACGCGGGCUACAGGAAUCAUGGAUUACCCAGUUUUGCAAUACUUGUGUGGGUUGCACGGCGUUGGUAUUACUGUGAGCCCAUUGCAUGAUCACGUUCAGGGGAUCGUGCACUACCAAAAACAUCCGCUACCAAAUUUUUUGCAUCGAUGCUUAAAUGUGGCUAUCGCCACUGAGGCGCCCUUCCUUUACCACCACGGCUCCUCUCCACUGUUUGAAGAGUACGGAACUGCCAUGAAAAUCUUUUGCAUGAGCUUCCUCGACGUCACAGAACUGGCUCGAAACAGUGUGAUGCUAUCCUCGUUUCCGGUGGAAACCAAGAAGGAGUGGCUCGGGGAAAACUUCAAUCGAGGAGUGGAAGGAAAUGCAUUUGAGUUGAGUCAAGUAACAAAUGUACGCCUCGCCUUCCGUGAGGAGUCGUGGGAUUUAGAGCGUGACAUGCUGAAGGAUUUGUACAUCAACCGAAGUCUCCCACGCGAGGCGAUCGGGUCGAGUCGUUGGCACUACCUUAGUAAUGUGAAGGAGGUGGAGUACCACACCGUGCUGGACACGCGGGUUCGUUUUCCCCGCACGGUGCUCAACGGCCCGCACAAGGAGGUCAAGUGGGCCGUCAGCGCCGCAUCCGCCAUCGCCCGCGCGCUUGACCUGCGAUUCAAGUACAUUUGGGAGCCGCCGAAUCCGUGGGAGGUGACGCAGCAGCGUUCCGUGGAGGCCGACUUUCAGCGAAAGACCGAGAGCUUCAACGAAGACGAUUGGACCUACGCCGCCAACGAUGCUGUCUUUAUUUCUUUCCCAAAGAAUGUCGUGCACGCGUGGCCGCGACAGCUUCCAACCGUGGAAGCGUUUCGCAGUGAUUUGAAGGAGUUGCAGGAUAUUUGUGCUUCGUCUGAGGUAAAGGAUUUUACCCAAAAACGACUUGAAAACCUGGAACACCGGUUUCGCCUGCACCUUGCCUUGAACCACGCCAAUGAGGCAGGAACGACCGAGGACCGCGUUUCCUCCAACCGUGACAUUUACCAAGCGGUGAAGGUUGACACGCACAUUCACAUGGCGGCUGGAAUGACGGCGCGACAGCUAUUGAGUUUUGUGGUGAAGAAGUACAUGUAUAGCGGGGAUGACAUUGCUGUGAAGAAGGGAGACGUGAUUCACACCCUUGGACACUUCUUGAAGAAGAACGGCAUCACCAAAAAUUUAACGGUGGAUCAGUUGAAUGUACAGGCAGAUCACACCCUAUUUGAGCGCUUUGACAAUUUCAACAAUAAAUACAAUCCCAUGGAGAACCCGGAGCUCCGCUCCUUGCUGCUCAAGACGGAUAAUUUUAUGAAGGGACGCUACUUUGCUGAGCUGAUUCAGGACGUCUUUGCGCAGUACUCAAGGGAUCGCCACACGUACGCCGAAAAUCGUGUUUCCAUCUAUGGCAUCAAUAUCAAGGAAUGGGACAAUCUUGCACUGUGGUUUUCCACGCAUGGGAUGUCGUCUAAGCAUAAUAAGUGGGUCAUUCAAGUACCACGCGUGUAUAAAGUGUUUCGUGCACAGAAUCUGAUUGGGAGUUUUGGUCAGUACUUGCAAAACAUCUUUCAACCGCUCUGGGAGGCCUCCUUACACCCUUCAGAACACCCUCUGGUGCACCACUUCUUAAACCACAUGAGUGGAUUUGACUCGGUCGACAAUGAGGCAACGCUGGACUUGCCCUUUCUGCCUGUGUCGCCGUGGGCGUGGACCUCCGUAGAGAAUCCUCCGUACAACUAUUAUUUGUACUACCUGUACGCCAACAUCCGUACACUCAAUGAAUUUAGAGCAUCACGCGGGUUUUCAACGUUUGCGUUGCGUCCUCACUGUGGUGAAUCUGGCUCGGCAGAGCAUCUUUACGGCGCCUUCCUCUGCGCAAACAGUAUUUGCCACGGCAUCAACCUUCGUGAUGACCCUCCGAUGCAGUAUUUGUUUUAUCUAUCGCAGAUUGGUUUGCACGUCUCCCCACUGAGCAACAAUGCACUCUUUUUACGGUUUUUGAAGAAUCCAUUUCCCGAGUUUUUUCGUCGUGGCUUAAACGUCUCACUGAGUACAGAUGAUCCAUUGAUGUUUCACCAGACGCAGGAGCCUCUUAUCGAGGAGUACAGCAUUGCGGCGCGUGUGUGGGGGCUUUCUCCCAAUGACCUCUGCGAGAUUGCCCGUAAUUCGGUGCUGCAGUCUGGCUUUGAUUACAUGUUCAAGCGUGACGCCAUUGGGGAUCAGUGGUACAUGAGUUCCUCCCUCGGAAAUGAUUCCCUGCGAACACAUCUCUCGGACAUCCGUGUGGCCUUCCGCUUCGAGACCUACCAUACGGAGAUGGAUAUCCUUGAGUUGUGCUCUGGACGCCCGAUCAAGCGCUGCAUGCUAACCACGGAUCAGGAAGAGGAAAUCAACGAGAAGAACUUUGACGUUGGCCCUGAGAAGGUCAUUUUGUCGACGCACGAUCAGGCAAUAGAAGUCAUGCGCCGUGAGAUUGAGACGAGGCGAGAAGAACUUCGGGUCUCGCGGAUAAAGGUGGACGCGCUGCGCCGACAGCAAAAAUCUCUCGUGGACAACCUGACGGAGGUGGCCAUACAUCGACAGCAAUUGCAGGAGGAAGCGGAGCGAUGCAAUCGCGCGGAGGUGCUACACUACGAGCGGCGUGUUCCCACGCCCCCGGAUGCGGCAUUUCUCACGUCUGAGCGGGCAACUGUGCAGCGUCUUCUCCGAUGGCGCCCUAUGCCGUUGGAUGUGAUGCAGCAUGCGACGGAGUCAUAUGUGCCGCUGCGGAACCCUCGUCCCCUGCCCAGUUUGAAGCCUCUCAACACGGGCAUCCGGCACACCAUGUAA